AUGGGUCAAUACGGUGUAAUUCUCGAUGCUGGCUCUUCCGGCACCCGCGUGUACAUCUACAAAUGGAAGGAUCCUAACAAGGCCCUCAAGCAAGCGUCUGCCUCCGAUGCCCACGUACUACCAAAGCUGAAGCUCCACAAGAGCAAGAAAAUCCAUCCGGGAGUUUCUACUUUUGCUGAAGAUGUCUCCUCUGUCGGGCCCGAUCACUUGAAAGCGCUAAUCGACACCGCGCUUGAUGAGAUACCAGCGUCUCAGGUCGCCCAGACACCCAUCUUCCUCUUGGCAACUGCUGGCGUUCGAUUCCUGCCCAAGCACCAGCAAACGGCGUUGCUACAAGGCAUCUGCACAUAUCUACAGGCCAACACACAGUUUCUGCUCCCCGACUGUGCAAGCCAUAUUCAGGUCAUCUCAGGCGAGACCGAGGGCUUGUACGGUUGGAUUGCUGCCAAUUAUCUACUUGGUGGCUUCGAUAAACCCGAUGAACAUGCGCAUGGAAAAGGUCAUAAUACCUAUGGCUUCUUAGACAUGGGUGGUGCGUCGGCACAGAUUGCCUUUGCACCAAACACAACCGAGACGGAAAAGCACGCGAACGACCUUAAGCUGGUCCGACUGCGACGCCUAGAUGGCUCUCCUAUGGAGUACAAGGUCUUUACGGCUACGUGGCUCGGUUUUGGGGCUAACAAGGCGCGAGAACGAUUCGUCGAAGGCUUACAAGAGCAGUACGGCAAAGCGAAAGGCGACAUUCCGGACCCUUGCCUGCCGAAAGGCUUGCGAACUUCCAUCAAGGGCGAGCCUCUCGGUAGCAAGCAGUCAUCCGAUGUUGCGCUCGUUGGAACCGGCAUGUUUGAAGAAUGCCUCCGUAAGACGUACCCCUUAUUGGGUAAAGAUGUACCAUGCAAGGACGAUCCGUGCUUACUCAACGGUCAGCAUGUGCCCGCCAUUGACUUUGAUGUGAACCACUUUAUUGGCGUUUCGGAGUACUGGCACACAACACAUGGCGUCUUUGGUCAAGAGAGCAAAGUCUACGACUUGAUCGCAUAUGAACAGGAGGUCAAUGCAUUCUGCAGCCAGGACUGGUCAGUAAUUGAACAUGGACUUGACAAGAGAAAGAAGACGAUGGAGGAAAAGGCAGAGAACGCCAGGGAGGCCUGUUUCAAAGCAUCAUGGUUAAUCAACGUGCUAUAUGAGGGCAUUGGCAUCCCGCGAAUCAGUCUAGGGGAUAUUCCCGGCACAAAAGUCAACAACACCAAGGGAGCUGUGGAAAAGACGAAAGGCGUUGAGGUCAGCUGGACUCUGGGCAAAAUGGUUCUCUAUGCUGCCGGACAGAUCCCCCCACAAGGCUCAGCACUUCCCGUUGGAUUCGGAAGCAAUACAGGGCUGGAGAUUCCCACUGAUUUUGAACUUGCUGGAUCCAAACCCUUGUUUCCAGGCUCUCAUAGCUAUGACGACGAUGACGAUGACGAUGUCCUUUCAAAUAGGUCCUCACCUGUCUCUGGUCUAUUGGUGCUGAUGCUGGUUCUCCUCUUCAUUGGCUACCUCCUAAGAAAAACCGAAUGGGGCCCCAGAGUGCUGGGCAAGUUCCGCCGUUUCCGGAAAGCUAGAAGCUCGUCUUUUGUGAGGAACCUUUUCGGUAGAAACACAACAAGCUAUGAUCGGUUAUUAGAGGAAGGCGGUGCGCUUGAGUUUGAGCUUGGAGGCACAGAAUCCGAUGAAACUGAUGGCUCAGACGGCGGAGAGACGUCAAGAUCUGCUAGAAGCCACCGAUUGUCGGGAACCAAGUCAAGCUUUGAGCGGUUCGACGGGAUGCGUCCACCGUCAGUUAUGGACAGACAUGGGCUUGUUGUACGAACAGAGAGCUGCGAACGACUUGCUCCAACACUACAAAUGCUGAACGCUGGCCGUCGCAGCAGAGCCCCAAGUCCGACACGGUUGAAGAAUUCCAUUGUGAUACCGCAGGAAAGCUAG
This is a messenger RNA of Trichoderma breve, 1965 nucleotides long. RefSeq names its product GDA1/CD39 (nucleoside phosphatase) family domain-containing protein. Gene Ontology annotation, cellular component: membrane. NCBI's taxonomy places the organism in Eukaryota, Fungi, Ascomycota, Sordariomycetes, Hypocreales, Hypocreaceae. Gene Ontology annotation, molecular function: nucleoside diphosphate phosphatase activity. The coding region runs from base 1 to 1965 and encodes 654 amino acids. Gene Ontology annotation, biological process: nucleoside diphosphate catabolic process. The record is from RefSeq and is a predicted model, not a curated record. The transcript is spliced from 3 exons.